Messenger RNA from Scaptodrosophila lebanonensis, 435 nucleotides. RefSeq names its product cytochrome c oxidase assembly protein COX16 homolog, mitochondrial (gene l(3)neo43). Gene Ontology annotation, cellular component: mitochondrial inner membrane. The record is from RefSeq and is a predicted model, not a curated record. The coding region runs from base 1 to 315 and encodes 104 amino acids. NCBI's taxonomy places the organism in Eukaryota, Metazoa, Arthropoda, Insecta, Diptera, Drosophilidae. The transcript has 2 exons. Gene Ontology annotation, biological process: mitochondrial respiratory chain complex IV assembly.
AUGUCGUUUACGGAAAAAUUAAAUGUUAUUUACAAAAAAAAAUCAUUUAAAUAUGGGGUGCCAUUUCUUCUUAUGAUGGUAGCCGGCUCCUUCGGCCUGCAGCAGUUUUCUAAUUUGAGAUACCAGUACGCUAAAAAGCAGCCGGUAUCACCCGAAGAUAUGAAGAAAUAUGGAAUAACGAUGAAAAAACGAGGGGAAGUGACGCUAGAAACAGAAUAUGAUAAAGUUAAAGUCAUUGAUAUUGACCACUGGGAAAAUAAACGUGGUCCUCGUCCAUGGGAGGAGGAGGAACUUACGGUGACGGCGGUAAAAUAAAGCUGACCAACUUGUUGCAACAUAGAUAUGUAGUGCUUUAUUAAGAUAGUUUUUGACUGUUUAAUUUGUACAAACCUAGUCGGAUCAUAAACUAAAAGUAAAGGGUGUAAGAUAAAUAAA